Molecule: messenger RNA, 1065 nt
Organism: Ceratosolen solmsi marchali
Lineage: Eukaryota; Metazoa; Arthropoda; Insecta; Hymenoptera; Agaonidae
Exons: 3
Coding region: 1-1065 (354 amino acids)
Source: RefSeq, a predicted model, not a curated record
AUGUAUCGGCAGAUAAAAAUACACAAGGACGACUGGGAUCUGCAGAGAAUAUUAUGGAUAGACGAAAACGGAGCUAUAGUGCCGUACCAUUUGACAACUGUCACUUAUGGAACGAAGGCCGCUCCUUAUCUGGCCGUUAGAACACUACUUCAAUUAGUAAAGGACGAAGGAAGCAAGUAUCCUCUUGCAGUGCCACCCAUCACACAUGGAAGAUAUUUUGAUGAUAUCUUUGGAAGUGCCGACACGCCAGAGCAAUUAGUUGAAGUGGCACUUCAACUGCGAGACCUCUGCAAGGCAGGAGGUUUCCCAUUAGCAAAAUGGCAUGCAACUCACCAAGACGGAAUAUCAGCAAUCAAUGUUGAUCAGAAUGAUAACAAUAUACAGUCCGACGAUUACUAUACAAAAAUACUAGGCCUGACAUGGUCACCACAAGAAGACAAAUUCACCUUUACCACUGGAAAGGCAUUGACACCAGUAGACAAGUUAACCAAACGCCUCGUGUUAUCCAAAGUGGCUCGGAUAUUUGAUCCAUUAGGCUUUGCUACACCCGUAUGGGACGAAAAAUUACCACCUCAACUUUUAUUAAAAUGGUCAACAAUUAGAAAGGAUCUCAGUGACUUGACAGAAAUAUCAAUACCACGGUGGCUCAAUAUGAAAACAACUUCCACCAUUGAAUUACAUGGUUUUUCCGACGCAUCUCAACUAGCUAUGUCCGCAGUGAUCUACGUCUCCGCCCACGAGUCAGACGACGUCAAGACUACAUUGGUCUGCUCCAAGACUAAAGUCGCACCACUCAAGCCAAUGACAAUACCCCGAUUGGAAUUGACUGCGGUACUGCUUCUAUCGAAAUUAAUGCGUUACGUUCAAGCGAAACUGAAAAUGGAUCUGAAGGCAACAUACAUGUGGACUGACUCGAGAGUAACCCUCGCCUGGAUAAAAACUCAUCCAGCCAGAUGGAAGGAAUUUAUAAGAAACAGAGUUUCCAACAUUCAAAACCUCACCUCAGGUACACACUGGAGAUAUGUUCCAGCCCUUACAUCUCACUCCUUCCCGAGCGUCUGCUAG